Molecule: messenger RNA, 1830 nt
Organism: Diaporthe citri
Lineage: Eukaryota; Fungi; Ascomycota; Sordariomycetes; Diaporthales; Diaporthaceae
Exons: 4
Coding region: 1-1830 (609 amino acids)
Biological process (GO): intracellular polyamine homeostasis; transmembrane transport
Molecular function (GO): polyamine transmembrane transporter activity
Source: RefSeq, a predicted model, not a curated record
AUGGCAGCAGCAGACCCAGAAAAGAACGAGGGCGAUGCCGUUACUCAUCAAUCCCUUGGCAAUGCGGACCCAGAGAAGAAAGCAACCAGAAGUGACAAUACACCAUCACUGGGGAACGCCGGCAGUGACACAGAUUCGCACCUCGCCGCAGACAGCCACGCCGAAGUCGACAGUAAAUCCCGCCAGAACUCUGUCGACGAGGACGACGAGGAAGAUGAUCGGCAUCGCGACCCAGAGCCCGAGGGCCCAGAGGGUCUCAACACCGGCAUCCCCCCGGAAGAUGGCGGGCCGAGUCGGUCUCACUCCCGGGCCUCAUCGGCGAGAUCACGGCCCCUCGUCAUUGUUCCCGGGAAGGAGAGGAGAGGCCUCUUUGCACAACUCACACUCAUCCCGGAGGUAGAACGCCCAUAUGAUUACUCACGGAAGACCAAAUGGAUGAUCACGACCAUUGUGGCUGCUGCAGCAGCAGGGAGCCCUCUCGGGAGCAACAUCUUAUACCCCGCCCUGUCGGAAAUGGCUGAAUACUUUCAUACGAGUGAGACUAUCGUCAACUUGAGUGUAGCGUUCUACAUGCUGGCAAUGUCAAUCUUCCCGCUGUGGUGGUCAUCAUUCUCCGAGACACUGGGCCGAAGGACAAUUUAUGUCGUCUCCUUCAGCCUGUUCGUCGUCUUCAGCGUCCUCAGCGCCGUCAGCACGACCAUCUCCAUGUUGAUCGUCUUCCGCGUCCUCGGGGGCGGCGCUGCGGCAUCUGUUCAAGCUGUGGGCGCGGGCACAAUUGCAGACCUCUGGGAGCCAUUUGAGCGGGGCAGGGCAAUGGGCAUAUUCUACCUUGGCCCUCUCGCCGGCCCGCUCCUCGCGCCCAUCAUAGGAGGCGCCCUUGCCCAGGGUUUCGGCUGGCAGAGCACCAUGUGGUUUCUAACCUGCUUCGGCGGCCUCAACUUCCUCAGCAUAGUCUUCUUCCUGCCCGAGACGCUGGCCCGGCGCAAGCCAGCAGCAGCAGCCACAGGCGGUGCUACGACCAACACCGACAGCGGCAACCUCGACAGGACGACCAGCCUGGCGCGCAUGUCGACGCGCCAGUCCGUCGCCGUCAAGACCAGGCGCGGCGCGGCACUGCUCCGCAAGGCCCUCAUCGACCCGCUCUCCUGCAUCGUGUACCUGCGCUUCCCGCCGGUGGCGCUGACGGUCGGGUUCGCGGCCAUCGCGUUCGGGUCCCUCUUCGUGCUGAGCAUCUCGAUCCAGGGCACCUUCUCGCGGCCGCCCUACGGCUUCCCCGUCAUCAUCGUGGGCCUGCUGUACAUCCCCAGCUCCCUGGGGUACCUCAUCUCGUCGCUGUUCGGCGGCAAGUGGGUCGACAGCAUCAUGCUGCGCGAGGCAAAGAAGGCCGGGCGGUACGACGCGCACGGGAAGCUCGUCUUCCUGCCCGAGGACCGCCUGCGCGAGAACGCGUGGCUCGCUGCUAGUAUGUUCCCGGCCGCGAUGCUGUGGUUCGGGUGGUGUGCGGACAGGGGCGUGUUCUGGCUUGCGCCCAUGGUGGCCAACUUCUUCUUCGGCUUCGCAACAAUGCUCAUUUUCGGCGCUGCGACUACCAUGCUCACGGAGUUCAUGCCUAAGAAGAGUUCCAGUGGUGUUGCGCUUAACAACUUUAUCCGGAAUAUCUUCAGCUGUGUUGGUGUUGUGGUUACGGAGCCGCUGAUCGGUGCCAUGGGCGUGGGGUGGUUGUGUACCAUGGUGGCAUUAUUUGCGUGGAUUACUAGUAAUCUGGGCAUAUGGUUGUUGCUAAGGAACGCCUCAAAAUGGAGGAAAAUGAUGGAUGAGAAGAUGAGAUGA